This is a messenger RNA of Geosmithia morbida, 981 nucleotides long. RefSeq names its product chitin biosynthesis protein CHS5. Gene Ontology annotation, biological process: conjugation with cellular fusion; Golgi to plasma membrane transport. Bases 1 to 981 code for a protein of 326 amino acids. Gene Ontology annotation, cellular component: exomer complex; trans-Golgi network. The transcript is spliced from 3 exons. NCBI's taxonomy places the organism in Eukaryota, Fungi, Ascomycota, Sordariomycetes, Hypocreales, Bionectriaceae. The record is from RefSeq and is a predicted model, not a curated record. Gene Ontology annotation, molecular function: protein dimerization activity.
AUGCUCGUCUCCCUCACUGUCGGCAAGGUCGACGCCGGCGUCACGGUGCUCCUGACACCGGAUAAGCGACUGAUUGAAUUCCCCUCGAUCCUGCUCCCGCCCGACAUCUCGUCCGGCAGCAUAGUUGACAUCACGGUGGGCCAGAACAAGGUCAAGGAAGACAUCGCGCAGCGCGAGUUCCAGGCUCUCCAGGACCAGAUCUACAGCUCGUUCGGAGCUCUGGAGCCGUCGCCGCCCGCGCUGCGGUGCCGCAACGCGACGCAGACGUCAGUCGUGCUGGAGUGGGACCCGAUCGAGCUGGCGACGGCGGAUCUAGUGUCGCUGAGCCUGUACCGCAACGGGCAAAAGGCUGGGGCCAUCCCGCGCCCGUUAGCCAUGCACAGCACCAAGAUCUCUGGCCUGGCCGUGGACACCGAGUACACGUUCCACCUCGUGCUGCGGACCACGGCGGGCACGCUGACGAGCGACCGCGUCGUGGUGCGCACCCACAAGAUGACGGACUUGAGCGGCGUGACCGUCUCGACCGGCGUGCUCCCAGGGGCGGUCCGCGACUCCCUGACCGAGGCCAUCGGCCGCAUCGGCGCCAAGAUGGUCGACGGCGUCCGCAUCGACACGACCCACUUCGUCACCACCGAGGGCCGUGGCCAGGCCUGGGAGAAGGCCGUCGAGCUCAACAUCCCCGUCGUCAGGCCCGAGUGGGUCGAUGCCUGCGAGAAGAACGGCCGCAUCUUGGGCGUCACAAAAUUCUACCUCGACGCCAUGAGGCCCGCCCCUACCAACGACGACAACCACCAGCAUUCGCCCGCACCCGUGUCCGCACCGCCGCCCGCACCGAUAGAGGACGAGGAAGACGAAGACGAAGACGAGGAGGAGGAUGACACGAAGAAAGCCGAGCCUGCUGCUGACGCUAAGGGCAAGGACGAAAAGACCCCUGCGGCAACACCUGACGGUGCUUCCUCGUUCCAGGAUGUAGCCCUAUAG